Molecule: messenger RNA, 2244 nt
Organism: Gadus macrocephalus (Pacific cod)
Lineage: Eukaryota; Metazoa; Chordata; Actinopteri; Gadiformes; Gadidae
Exons: 10
Coding region: 1152-2225 (357 amino acids)
Source: RefSeq, a predicted model, not a curated record
UAAAUAAUAAUGCAUCUACGGUUAUAAAUUUUUUUAACAAUGUUUUUAGGUCGGUAUGAUCUACACUUGCCGAAGUUGGCAUGCAAGUCAUGUCCAGCCCAGUGGACACCUGACCGAAAGGAUUUAAUACAAAGUGGGUAUUGGCCAGCGUCUGUGAAGAGUGACACAUUGUUUGCAGCUGAUCUGCUUGCAACAUUUGAAGGGAUGAAAACUACAGCACCCAAUCUAUCGAGACAGGGUUUUUUGCGGAUGUUGGAUGGGAGGACUUCUCACUUUGGAAGAACUGGAAAAAUACAUGGAGACAUCUUCCAAAGGAGCUUUUUGGAGUACACAUUCUGUAACUACCAGUGCGAGAAAAUGUCAAGUGUGGAGCACUUUACAUGCGCAGCAUGUACCCAAAACAUGCUGGCGCUGUGUGCAGAUGGCAACAGAAAGGUUUACCGAUUUCGGCAGUCUAAAGGGUCUGAACAACCGCAUUUUGAUGGUGCCUUCAUUGCGAAAGAUGCCGACGUGCACAGUUUUGUUGAGGACAUCAUGAGCAAACAGAAAAGUACGGCUGGCAGAGGAAGCUGCGGGGUCAGUCAGUGGUCCGCUGCCCGCGAAACGGCUAGAAAAGCCAAUAGACUGGACGAGGAGGGGCUUGAAGUGGUCGUUUGCAGACAUGGGUUGCUUCUCAAGGCAGUCAUGUUCAGAGGUGAAAUAUUUGCCUAUCCACUUUUCCUGCAGAAGGAGCUUCAGGCAGCCACAGGCGGGCAGUUCUAUUGCACGGAUAUUGCCUGCAAGUACUGGCCCUACCUUGAGAGAUUGGCAGUCUCCAUGCUGGAACUGACCCCUUUAUUGCAGAUGAGACCAUUCCUCUCCGUCAUGCAUGCCAAAGCCCACUCAACAAAGUGUGAGGUAUUGUUGUCAUGAUACUGGAAUUGUAAUUAUCAGGAAUUGUAAGUAUGGAACAAGGCUUGUUUAUUGUGUGAAGAACAAUAGUAUGUAAGUUAAUUUACUUUUGGAGGUGGUACUAAGUAGGCUUUACAGUGGUGCAAUUUGACAACCUUUGUUUAAGAGGAGGGCGAAAAAAACGCAGUCAAUACUGGUGUAUUGAUACUGAAAAAACCCGAAAGAUAGAGUUUAAACCAUUUUUAAUAUUCUGUAUCGAUAUGUAUUAUAUUUUAGCGCCUUUGACAAUGCGUGUGUUUGUGUUUAAAACUGGACAGAUAAUCUGGAGUGGCAGAAAUCAAGAGGGUGCUGGCACAACUGCAGGAGAAGAGGUUGAAAUGGUGAACAGCUACCUUUCUCGUUGUGGCCUCACAACCAAGUACAUGACCAAAUCUGCCAGGAAUGACAUGCUGACCAUACAUGCCAUUGGGUGGUACAAGCGGAAGCAAGAUGGUCUACAUCUUGCUUUGUCUUGUAGAUAUGUCAAGACACUGCAAAAGGCUGAGGCUGCGUCUCAGAAAUUACGUGAUUUGUGCAGUGACCUUGACUGCCCUGAGGACAUGGUGCACCAGUGGGUAGAGGACGUGAGACAGUGGGCGAAGGCUGAUGCUGUAGGUUCCGGUUCUGAUGACCAGCACCAGCUUCAAAAAUCAAUUGAAGAGAUCUUUCUUGGGGUUCAUCAGAAAAAAGCGAACCUUUACAAUCAGACCGACGGCAACAAAAUUCGUCAUUUAAGGCGAAGAAAACUCUGGACAGAGAAGAAAAAACUCUUCGAAAAAAUCAGGCUUUAUAAUCAGCAGGUGCCAGAGGAGGAGCGCAUUGUUGAGGAGAAGGUGGAAGGAAAGCUGUCAUUGUUGGGGGGAAAUGAUGAGGAAGACAGUCUGAUCUGGCCAUGGGAGAUGCACAGCAGUGGAAUAAGCAAUAUCGCUAAGAAAAAGAGGAUAUUCGAUGCAUGCAUGGCCAAAAUGCGUGUCCAAGAAGAAAAAGUCAUCCUUGUCAGAGAGAUGAGAAACCACUGCGCCUACCUGAACCAGCUGGCUGGGAGCAUCAGGAAAAUGACAACAGAAAUGUCUUCUGGUGAAAGCAGAGGAAAUGUAAGUGAAGAAGGCCAUCGGGGAUUGAUUUGUCUUCUUCGAAAAAGGCUUUUAGAUCUGGAGGAAAAACUCCAAGCUGUGUCUGCAAGGUACCGUCAGGCUUUGGGACCAGAUGCUAAUUCCCUGCUUCAAGAUGUCCCCGAAGAAGACAUCCAAGAGCAACACGAUGACCUGUACGAAAGCACAGACGACAGUGACUAAAAUUAAAAAAAUAAAGCGG